UAGCAUUUAUACAACCUCGGUAUAGUGUUGUCCACUGGCGAACGAGGCACGUUGCACCAUCGUGGAGCAAGGAAAAUAAUAUCAAGUAGGGCAUAAAACUAAAUUAUAUGACAUUUUCGAUAUAAAAACAAAGUAUGAGGCAGACAGCGCUAAAUGACAUCUCUUCGUUACAGAAGAAUACAAAGAAUAUCAGAAAUAUAUGCAUUCUGGCACACGUUGAUCAUGGAAAAACAACAUUGGCAGAUUGUUUAAUUGCAAGUAAUGGAAUAAUAUCCCCAAGGUUAGCAGGGAAGUUACGUUACAUGGAUGACAGGCCAGAUGAACAACAAAGAGGGAUAACAAUGAAAUCUAGUGCCAUCUCCCUGCUUUACUCAAAAGAUGGUGAUAAUUUCUUGAUAAAUUUGAUUGACUCUCCUGGUCACAUCGACUUUUCCAGUGAGGUGUCAACUGCUGUGCGCCUGUGUGAUGGAGCACUUGUUCUUGUUGAUGCAGUCGAGGGUGUCUGCCCACAGACUCACGCCGUCUUGCGUCAGGCCUGGCUGGAGAACAUUCGACCCUGCUUAGUAUUAAACAAAAUGGAUAGAUUGAUCACCGAAUUGAAGCUUAGCCCUUUAGAGGCCUAUCUUCAUUUGCAGCAAAUUCUAGAACAGGUUAAUGCAGUCACCGCUUCCUUGUUUGCCUCUCAAGUCAUGGAGAAGAAUAUUGAUGAUGUAAAAGGCAGCACUAAAAAACAUGAAAUGACUGAUACAGCCGAAGAUAACCAGGUUUACGAUUGGGACUCUGGGCUCGUUGAAGCUGACGAUUCAAACUUAUAUUUCUCGCCAGAGCAAGGAAAUGUCGUCUUUUCAAGUGCUGUCGAUGGCUGGGCAUUCAGCAUUAAUGACUUUGCUCAGAUGUUUUCAAAGAAACUUGGCGUGAAAUCUGAGAUAUUAUCAAAAACGUUGUGGGGAGAUUUUUAUCUAAAUACAAAAACAAAACGAAUUAUGAAAGGUGCUCAAAGCAAGGGGAAAAAGCCCCUGUUUGUACAGUUUGUGUUGGAGAAUCUUUGGACAGUGUACGAAGCACUAUUAGAAAAAAGGGAUAAAGAUAAAAUCGAGAGAAUAGUUUCUAGCCUAGAAUUAAAGUUGUCUGCUCGGGAUACGAGAAGUACGGAUCCAAGGACAAACCUCCAAGCAAUAUUACGUCAGUGGCUGCCUCUUUCUAAUGCUAUCCUCGGUAUGGUGUCAACCAAACUUCCUAGUCCACUUGAUGUUCCUGAGGAAAGAAUAGAAAAAUUGAUGUGCGGAGGAUUACGAAAGUUUGAUUCGUUGCCAAUGGAGACACAGCAGCUAAAGCCAGCUUUUAGGGAAUGCAGCUCCUGUGCCGGCAAGCCAGUAAUUGCAUUUGUUUCAAAGAUGUUUUCAGUCUCCCAAGAGGCACUUCCCAAACACCGUAAAAGGCCGCUGACGCAAGAAGAAAUAGAGAAACGACGUGAAAUUGUAAGGCAAAAACAGUUGGAGCGUCAGCAAUUGAUCAGCGAAAAGGAAUCGAAAUUAAUUGAACCAACUGAAGAACUGGGAAAAGAAGAAACAGAAACUGCCGAACCUAAGAUGUCACAAACUGAAUCUGUUGAAGUAGAAGAGAGCAAGGAGGAUGAUGAGAUUUUCAUAGCCUUUGCCCGAAUAUUUAGUGGCUCGUUGAAGAGAGGACAAAAACUGUAUGUUCUCGGUCCUAAGUACGACCCUGCUAAGGGACUGAAUUUCGAUAAGGGAACCGAUGAGGAGGAGCAGUUUGAUAUUGAUUCCUUCACGAGCGAAAAUAAUGAUUCAGGAUUUGAAAAUUUCGAAGAUAUUAAUGUGAGGAAGCAUAUGGCGUCUUUCGAAGUUGGUGAUCUUUACUUAAUGAUGGGAAGAGAAUUUGAGAAUCUUGAUGAAGUACCAGCUGGAAAUAUCGUUGCAAUAAACGGCCUCAAGAAGCUGGUUCUCAAAUCUGCAACAUUAUCAACUAGCCUCGCUUGCCCCGCUUUUACACCUAUGCCGUUCGAGGCACGACCUAUCGUUAGAGUAGCUGUCGAACCAGAACAGCCAAGUGAGCUGCCGUUUCUCGUCAAAGGCUUGAAACUCCUAAACCAGGCAGACUCCUGUGUUCGGGUUCUUGUCCAGGAGACUGGUGAAUACGUAAUAGUAACCGCUGGGGAGGUGCAUCUUCAGAGAUGCCUCGACGACCUUCGGACCAAAUAUGCAUGUAUCAAGAUUGCAGUGUCUCCACCUAUUACGCCGUUUAGAGAAACAGUAGUAGAGCGGCCUAAAGUUGACAUGGUGAACGAAGAGAUCGUGAACCAAAAUUCUUCUGAACAUAUACAAAGGCUUCCAACCUUCAUGCUACGAGAAAUACAAACAUGGAACGAGACCAUUAAGAAAGCGGACAGGAUGGUAGAUGAUAACUUAUCAGAAAUGAGUAAAGAUGAAAUAAAGUGGAUCAAACAAGCGGAUCUAAAGAAAUCUAACAAUAUUGUGGAUGUCGGGUUAAUCGAGGCAAGAACUGCGAACAAGCAGUUAUGCGUUUCCAUUAGGGCCUCACCCCUUCCAAAAACAGUCACUAAACUUUUAGAGUCAAAUGGGGACUUGAUUAAAACCAUUUCGCAAGUAUCUGCUGGUGUUACGUUAAGAGAAAGAAAAGAGCUUAGAUCGAUGUUAGCAAAGAAGACACAAGAUGCUAUUCAGAACUUUUUCACUGAACUGAAGGACGCUUUUGAGCAAGCUGGAGAACAGUGGGAUGACGCUAUUAAUUUCAUAUGGGCAUUUGGGCCUCGUGGAAUGGGUCCUAACAUAUUGCUGAACCGGAUACAGAGAUAUAGAAGGUCUUCUAUUUGGAGUGGAAUAAUAGAUGGUGUUGAUGAUACAGAAUCAGCUAUGGGCGAUCGAUGGGAAAACGACAACAGUAUUGUUAGUGGCUUUCAAUUAGCAGCGCUGUCUGGGCCUAUGUGUGAAGAGCCAUUGAUGGGCGUUUGUUUUGUGAUCGAGAACUGGCGAAGAGAAGACGAGAAGAUUACAGAUAAUUCAUGUUUGCCAACAGAUGAAAAUGCGAAACAUAACAGCGAAGAGUUUAGUCAUGCCAGUGUUUCUAAGAAAAGUGAGACUUGUACGAAAAGCGAAGAAGGGCAAAAAGAAAUGGACCUGGUCGAUAGCAAGGAGGACCAGUCGAAUAAAAAAAUAAACGAUGAUCAAAAUAGCAGUUCUUACGUUGAAAAGUCGUUAGAUGAGGAUAUCAAAGACUCUAAUAGCAGUGCGAUGAGAAAACCGGUAGCCGAUUCAUACGGACCGUUAUCCGGACAACUUAUUUCUGUUGUGAAGGAGGGUUGUCGCCGUGCAUUCAUGUCACAGCCCAUGAGGCUAAUGGCGGCUAUGUAUUCAUGUGAGAUACAGGCCACUGCAGAUGUCCUUGGCAAAGUGUAUGCCGUGCUUGGCAAGCGAGAAGGCAGAGUCCUAAGCGAAGAUAUGAAGGAGGGUACUGAGAUAUUCAAUAUUGCAUCCACGUUGCCAGUGGCGGAGAGUUUCGGCUUCUGUGAAGAGAUUCGCAAAAAAACCAGUGGCCUUGCCAGUCCACAGUUGGUUUUCAGUCACUGGGAGGCAAUUGAUGUAGAUCCAUUUUGGAUCCCAACAACUGAAGAGGAAUAUGAACGCUAUGGAAGUAAAGCAGAUUCUGAAAAUCAGGCCUUGAAAUACGUUAUGAGUGUGAGGCGACGAAAAGGUCUUUACGUCGAAGAAAAAAACGUAGAGUUUGCCGAGAAACAGAGGACUUUGAAGAAGAACAAAUAGAUAUUGUAUCAUAAUUUUGUUAAAAGCAGUAAAGUCAUAAUUACAACCAUAAAUUUGUUUUAGUUGCCUCGGAUCUAAGAUCAUUCUACGGAGCAAUUAGAAAGCUACCUAGAUGAUAGGUGAUGCCUGUGUAAAAUGUAAAAAAAAUUAUCUAAAAUUGGAUCAUACCAUCUGAAAGAACGCUAUGCAAUAUCUGUGCUAUAAGCUUCUCCAAAAAAUAGAUGCGGCUUUGUGAUGACGUUCUUGAGAGGAGUGGCACUUGCAGCAGACAUGUAGUGGGGCAUUAUUCUGGGGGGGGGGGGCUACUGUGAUCAAGGUCAUUUUUUAGCAAUUUUCACGUGUUAAGUAGCCCCAUCUUGAUAGUAUUUUGCUAAAGUUAUCAGCAAAUAAUUUGACACAGGGAAUCUAAAGUAUUUAUUUUUUGUGAACCCAGACCCUGCAGAAACCUGUGUGCUUUAGACCCCCCUCCUACCUUUUUCUCUCUCUUAUUUUCAGAACAAACAAAAGUUGCCGUUCAUGAUAAAUAGAGAUACCGCAAUUACCCCAUUUUCUGCCAAUUUUUUAUGGCACUAAUGUAACAAAGGCAAACCAUAAUCUACCGUUAUAUUUGAUGUCAUUUUUAUUAGGUUUUACCGUGUAUAGAAUUUCUGUCCAAAGUUGCGGAAUCUAUCGCAAAAAAUCAGUUUCUCAUUUAUUAUUAAAGAUUAUAUAUUUGAGAAAAAAUGUAGAAUAUUGUCGUAAUCGAAGAGAAUUUUUUAAUAAAAGAGGAAUUUUUCGUUAAUGAUAAAAUGGCCACGAGAGCAAGUUAUGGGAAAGUCCAAAAGUUUAUUUUAAAACCCAGCAAAGGUAGAAGUAGAAGCCGAUUAAGAUGGUAAAGAUGUGUAUCACAUCAAUGGGAGUGAUUUUUUAGAAAAGAGAAAGUAAAUGGAGAGAUAUCGAGGAUUUUCAAGUACAUUUUGAUGCUGAUAGAGAUGUAACUCUGUUGGAGACAUACGCAAGGAACUGGACACUACGCGUGAUGUCAACGUGAUCAUUGUGUGGGGAAAUUACUUGAUAUUUUGUGACCUUUUCGUUAUAGUCUUAUUUGGUAAUAUGUUUACGUGAACAGUUUUAUGGCGGUACAUAACUUGAAAAUGGCUUUGAAAAAAGCAAACAUUUCACAACAUAUUAACUAAAAGCUUUUUUCGUCUGACACUCCUCAGAGCAUGCGGGCAAGUUCACGCGUCUAACUGCACGACUGCGCGCCUGAAAUCAAGCACUUUUAAGAAAUUUGUAUUGUUAGUAAUGUGAAAUGUAUUCGAACAGGGACUUUGCGCGGCCAAAAUG
Molecule: messenger RNA, 5123 nt
Organism: Rhopilema esculentum
Lineage: Eukaryota; Metazoa; Cnidaria; Scyphozoa; Rhizostomeae; Rhizostomatidae
Product: elongation factor-like GTPase 1
Biological process (GO): cytosolic ribosome assembly
Cellular component (GO): cytosol; ribonucleoprotein complex
Molecular function (GO): ribosome binding; GTPase activity; GTP binding
Source: RefSeq, a predicted model, not a curated record